GCUUACGGACAUAUGUAUGUAAAUAGUUGCAUUAAUUACUAUUUGUCGUUUACUUCAAAAGCAAAGUCGGUUGCAAUAUGGGAAACUCGAUUUCUUGGAUUUGGACAAAAUUAUUUGGUGUGAGGAAGAAAAGAGUUUUAAUGGUGGGAUUAGAUAAUGCUGGAAAGACGACUUUACUUUAUCGGCUAAAGACUGGGAAAGUUGUUGAAACGUCACCAACAAACUGCUUUAAUUUAGAAACAUUUGAGCACGGAGACGACAUUAUCGAAGUCUGGGAUAUAGGAGGCAGGUGGACUAUUCGUACACACUUUUAUCCUAAUACUGACGGGUUAAUCUUUGUUCUGGAUGGUGCCGAUAAGAGUAGAAUAGACGAAGCCAACCUAUCUUUACUGCAGACUUUAAAACAGGAAGAUGUUAGAUUGACGGGGACACCUCUGCUAAUUUUGCUGAACAAGGUGGACAAAUUUUCUUCAUCAGUUGAUGAAAGCAAGCCUGAAUCUAUGAAUAAUGAAUCAGCAGUACAAAAAAAUAAUAUUGAUUUUGCUGGCAUUCGGACAAUAAAGCCUGAUAUUUUGAUGCGAGUACAGCCCUGUUCCGCAAUAACAGGAGAAGGUCUUUCUCAGGGCAUGGACUGGAUUUGUAAUACAAUGAACAGGAACCUUACCGGGACUAUUGAGACUAGAAAAACUCCUAAUGAGGUUUAGCAUAUUGAGUGCAUGUAACUAUUUUUAAGUAAUUUUGUAAAGUCUAUAAAGUAUAAAAAGCUGUAAAAGUACAUAAAUUUGAUAACUUCUUAUUAUGCAAUACCUUUAUCCGCUUAUAUUAUCAAAUAUGUUUAAUACAGAAGUAGUAAAAUAGAAAUAUUACUA
This is a messenger RNA of Folsomia candida, 869 nucleotides long. RefSeq names its product ADP-ribosylation factor 1-like 2. Gene Ontology annotation, molecular function: GTPase activity; GTP binding. The record is from RefSeq and is a predicted model, not a curated record. Gene Ontology annotation, cellular component: cytoplasm. Gene Ontology annotation, biological process: intracellular protein transport; vesicle-mediated transport. The coding region runs from base 78 to 704 and encodes 208 amino acids. NCBI's taxonomy places the organism in Eukaryota, Metazoa, Arthropoda, Collembola, Entomobryomorpha, Isotomidae. The transcript has 5 exons.